CAUGCAGAUGCCCGGAAGAGCUUAUGAAACCUACGGACAACCAGUGCGUCCUCUGCAUCCGGACUAUGCCACUUCGUCCAAACCGAGCGCGGGGAAAUCCUUCACGAUCGACGCUCUGCUCGCGAGGCCCGACCACACGGAGAGAGACAGGACAGGCGCGUAUCGGAACGUAUCCAACCAAGCGCCGGUCUCGAGCUCCGCCGUCCCGUACGCGGCACAGGUGUAUUCGCAAAUGCCGCACUUCGCGUACAACCAGAGUAUCAUGCACACGCACGCCGGGUAUCCCGUCUUCUGCUACCCGCCUUACGGCUACCAGACAACGUGUCGUGGAGCUGUGUACGCGCAAGAUGCCGUACUGGCCAAAGCAGCGGUCCACUCUCACUACAAACACAAAGCCGGAAAAUCAAAGCGAAUGCGCACAAGUUUUACCAACGAGCAGCUGUCCAGACUGGAGAAGGAGUUCGCAAGGCAGCAGUACAUGGUGGGAUCAGAGCGCUUCCUCCUGGCAUCUGCUCUCCAGCUCACAGAAGCACAGGUUAAAGUUUGGUUCCAGAACAGACGCAUCAAGUGGAGAAAACAAAGUCUUGAGCAACAGCAAGCCAAACUAGCCAAACUGGGGCUUGCUGUGCCGACGAAAAGCCCCGGAUCCCAGGGAAGAGAGGAUGAGGAGAGAGAUUUCACAGAAGAGUCUGAUGUAGACAUUGACAUCGACGAUUCACUUCAAGACUGA
Molecule: messenger RNA, 730 nt
Organism: Puntigrus tetrazona (Sumatra barb)
Lineage: Eukaryota; Metazoa; Chordata; Actinopteri; Cypriniformes; Cyprinidae
Gene: noto
Product: notochord homeobox
Exons: 3
Coding region: 2-730 (242 amino acids)
Biological process (GO): regulation of DNA-templated transcription; central nervous system development; neuron differentiation
Molecular function (GO): DNA binding; DNA-binding transcription factor activity, RNA polymerase II-specific
Source: RefSeq, a predicted model, not a curated record